This is a messenger RNA of Anolis carolinensis (green anole), 3708 nucleotides long. RefSeq names its product hormonally up-regulated Neu-associated kinase (gene hunk). NCBI's taxonomy places the organism in Eukaryota, Metazoa, Chordata, Lepidosauria, Squamata, Anolidae. Gene Ontology annotation, biological process: intracellular signal transduction; protein phosphorylation. The transcript is spliced from 10 exons. Gene Ontology annotation, molecular function: protein serine/threonine kinase activity; ATP binding. The coding region runs from base 260 to 2350 and encodes 696 amino acids. The record is from RefSeq and is a predicted model, not a curated record. Gene Ontology annotation, cellular component: cytoplasm.
AGCUGCGGGAGCUGGCUCAGGCGCCCUGUUCAACGUGAGCUUUUGCCUCCUUCGCCUGCCUGCGCGGGGCUUUUGGGGUCUUGCGAGGAGACUUGCAAGGAGCGCGCGUUGCCUUUCGCUCUCCCUCCAAGAAAGAGGCUGCGAGGAGUCCCCGAGGUGCCUUAUCAGCCGGGUCUCCCCACGUGGAGCGACUUUGCGGGGAGUUGCAGCAGGAGCAGAGAGGCGCGUCUCUCUCCAAAGGAGUCUCUCGCAGCGCAGGAUGCCGGCGGCGGCGGCCGAGGGUCUGCUGGCCGAGCCCCCCGCGGGCAGUUUCGUGGACGGGGAGCCCACCACGCCCCCGCCGGGCCCCGAGGGCCCCUUCCUGGCCGCCUGGGUCAACGCCGCCGCCUCCCGGGAGCGCCUCCGCGAGUUCCCGCACACCAAGCGCGUGGGCAACUACCUGAUCGGCAGGAAGCUGGGCGAGGGCUCCUUCGCCAAGGUCCGGGAGGGCCUCCACGUCGUCACCGGGGAAAAGGUGGCAGUGAAGGUUAUUGACAAGAAGAGAGCCAAAAAGGACACCUAUGUCACCAAGAACCUGAGACGGGAGGGUCAGAUCCAACAAAUGAUCCGACACCCUCACAUUGCUCAGCUGCUGGAUAUCUUGGAGACAGAAAACAGUUACUACCUUGUCAUGGAGCUAUGCCCAGGAGGCAACCUGAUGCACAAAAUCUAUGAGAAAAAGAGAUUGGAGGAGCAUGAAGCACGCAAAUAUAUCUGGCAGCUGAUUCUCGCUGUUGAGCAUCUACAUCGUGCAGGGGUGGUCCACAGAGAUUUGAAGAUAGAAAAUCUCUUGCUGGAUGAAGAUAACAAUAUCAAACUUAUUGAUUUUGGCUUGAGCAACUGUGCGAGUAUCUUGGGAUAUACUGAUCCAUUCAGCACACAGUGCGGCAGUCCAGCCUACGCAGCACCUGAGCUUCUUGCAAGAAAAAAAUAUGGUCCCAAAAUAGAUGUUUGGUCCAUUGGUGUGAAUAUGUAUGCAAUGCUGACUGGGACACUGCCAUUUACUGUGGAGCCAUUCAGUUUGAGAGCAUUGUAUCAAAAAAUGGUAGACAAAGAAAUGAAUCCUUUCCCUACUCAGCUAUCCACAGCUGCUGUAAACUUCCUCCGAUGUCUGCUAGAGCCAGAUCCCACAAAGCGGCCAAAUAUUCAACAGGCUUUAGCAAAUCGUUGGCUUAAUGAGAAUGGCAAAGUACUUAAUAAUGUCACAUAUCCAAACAGAAUUCACUUAGAAGACAUAAGCCAAAAUGUACUACUCUACAUGACUGAAAAACUUGGCUACAAAAACAGCGAUGUGAUCAAUACUGUCCUUUCUAACAGGGCUUGCCACACUCUUUCCAUUUACAUCUUACUUAAUAAGAAGCUGGAGCGGUAUUUGGCCAGCCUUAGAAAAUCUGACAUUCCUGAUAAUGUGUACGUGAACCAAAUAUGCCGGAUAGAGAAAUACAAAUCAAACAAGGAUUCCUAUGAGGACAAAAAGACCAAGGAGCAAGAAACAAAAGAAGAGGCCCUCCAUCCACUUCCGAAAAAAUCAGAGAAAAUUCCUUCCUACAAAGAGCUUCCCUCCCUCCUCACCACACAGAUACAAACUACAAAAGCCCUGCUGAGCGAUCGCAGACCUAGCCAAGGCAGUCCAUCUGAAAAAGAUUCUCCAAGUGGAUUGAGUCCUUUCCAUGAAUCCGCAUCAGGAAAGUCCGGUUGUGUCACCUCCUAUUCUUUGGAAUACCUUGAGAUUCAUCAGCCUGCUCCAAGGACCCCAAGGCUGACGAAGCGGCAAGAUUCUCCUCAACAAGAACCCUCCAGCCCUGGCAGCCAGAACUUGGAUUCUCCCUUGGUUCUAAAUAUUGUACAUUCUUUUGAAACUGGUGACAGAGAGGACCAAAUAGACCAAGUUUCCCCCACGCACCAGUAUCGAAUGCUGAGCUCACCAGUAAAUUUUGGUCGGAGAAGUUCCAGUGAAAGGACAUUGUCUCCCCUUUUCCAACCUGGAGGCACUUCUCCCAGUCCCACAAAAAGCCCGGUUCAUCCCACUCACCUGUCCUUCACGUAUGAUGAAAAGAGCAGUUCUUUCCGAGAGGAAUCUGUCUCACCAACCCAGCUAAAUAAUACAUCUAAUCCUCUGGGCAGCCCUAACUGUGUGAAGAGCAGAGGUCGCUUCCCCAUGAUGGGGAUUGGACAGAUGAUGCGGAAACGCAAUCAGUCAGUAGGAUCACCAACAGAGAAGACUCUGGAAGCAAGAAUGCCUCAGCUGCAGCAAAUGAGCCCAACACAGAUUUCGUUCAAUAUAAUGGAGCCUAUAAAUGGCCAGUGCUGAGAUGCCCACACUAAAAAGUUUUAAGUUUGUGUGAACUGCUGGUUUCUGGGACCUUUUCAUAGAAGUAGUGAAGACUUGGUGGUCAUAAUAUUUGCUGUAUAGUUUGUUAUCACAUCUAAAAAGAAAAUUGAAGGGCCACAGACUUUAGUGGUAUUUGAUUAGUGCAGUUAACAAAUAGACAACUAUCUUAAGUGUUGUGAAGACUUACUUUAUUUUAAAGGCCUUCAUAAUCUUUCCGAAGUUGGUACUUUUAGUACAUUUGGGUUGUAACAUAAUAUUACACACAAGCAUAAGUCAGCAAAAGACCAGUCCACCUAGUUGCUUGACUUAACAGUGAAAGCAGAAUCAUAGAAUGGCCUUUUGUUUCUGCCACCCUGGCUGAUGGAUUUUCUAGGCAAUAGCCAUAAUUUCCAUUUCAGUGGCACGUGCUUAGCCAUGUCAUUCAAAGAAAUAAGGACAAUGUGGGUUUAUAAAGGAGAUUUCUCUCUUAACUCAUGUACAGGGAUAAUGAAAAGAUAAGACUUUAAAUAAAAGCACAAACACUAGAAGUUCAGAGCAAGACACUUGCUGAAGCAGCAUUUGCAUUAAAUCAGUCUAUCUUUUCCUAAAAUAAAAUGUUUAGAGAUGCUACUGUUAAGAGACACAAUCAUCUCCAAACUCACUUGACCCCAAGGAAAUCUGGGUAGAACUCUUCUCAACCUGAGACAAGCCAUGGAUGCUUAGAACAAUACUCCAUAUGCUUAAAGACUCUGCUGGGUGAAAAGUGGCCAUUUCUCUUUUGUAUAGUUGUACUAUUUCUAUGAAACUGCCCUUAGGAAAACUGUACACAUCCUGGUUUUAGCAAACCAGCAUUGGACAUACUUGAAAGUGUUGCUGAGAAACUCUGCAUUACGAGGAGAUUUUGAAGGACAUAUCUGCUAACUCCAGUGCCAUUUGGAAAUGGCAUGAAUGGUAAAGCAGUUAGACAUCAAAAAUUCAGUAGUGCAAUGAAAUGUGAAGACAAACGUUUGUAAGAGGCAAACACAUUCUGUACUCUUCAGCUAUUUUUAUUUCACAGUAAAAAAAAAUGUCUGCAUAACGAAGUAGGCUUUUUUGUGAAACUAACUUCUUAUUAUUAUACAGGGUUAUAACCAAAGACUCUUCUGUGGUUUAUCUGUUCCCUACCAGCACAUAUGUUAUGUGUACAGGAUUGUUGGCCAUUGUUCAUGUCAGUCUGACACAGAGACAAUCGAUCACUAAUGACAUACAGCUUCCCUUUUGUUUAUCAUAAUAUAUAGACAUCUGUGUAAAAGACAAAAUGGAAUAACGGGUUAGAAGGUUAUUGAUGGAUUGUUGAUAAAAAUUAUGGUUUUAAAUCA